AUCUGGGAUUAACUUCGUUUCGCCAUCCGGUCACACACAUACCCGCAACAAUACACGAAUUUUCAUUAAUAAACACACAAAGUAGUUAAAAUUUUGGGUUUACACCGCGGCCCAUUCGCAUCGCCAUCAUGCUUUACCUCGAAGACUAUCUGGAGAUGAUCGAGCACCUGCCGCAGGAGCUGCGCGACCGCUUUACCGAGAUGCGCGAACUAGAUCUCGCCGUCCAGAACAACAUGGACUCGCUGGACAAGAAGGCCCACAUGUUCUUCAAGCAGUGCAAGCGCGACGAACUGCAGCACGAGUCGAUGGACACGGAGUUCCACAGCCUGCGCGGCGAGUACUUCAAGGUGAUGGAGGACGCCGACGAGAAGGUGGCUAUUGCCACUCAGAUACACGAGCUGGUGGAGCGCUACUUGCGCCGCCUGGAUAGCGAGCUCUUCAAGUUCAAGUGCGAGCUGGAGGCGGACAACAACGGCAUCACCGAAAUCCUCGAGCGCCGCUCUCUGGAGCUGGACGGCAACUCCACUGCAGCCACCGCCCUGCUGCUGAGCAUGAACCAGAAGGAGAACCGCUACUACGGCGCCAGUUCGGCCAAUACCAUGGUGAACAGCUCGACGGGACACGCAACGGGUGCCGCCACUGGCUCCUCCGGCAUUGCACUGGUCAGUGGUGCUGCCGGAACGGGCGGUGCCCUCUCCAGCAUCUCCACCGCCCAGUUGGGCUCAAGUCAGCGCCACCGCAAGCUGGAGAAGCGGCGGGAAACCAUAUGCACGGUGCCUGUUCAGGAGAAGCGCGCCAAUCUGAAUCACUCACUUCCCGUGGUCGGUUCGGGCUCCACGACUGCCGCGGCAGCCUCAUCUUCGUCCGCCACAACGGCCGCAGCAGCCGCCAGCCUGGCCAGCGCGACGACUGCCCAAACUCAUGUCUCCAACCACAUUGGCAGCAUCGCCGCCACUCAUCUCACCCUGCCUGUGGCCAUGGGCGUGGCCGGCGGCAGUAGCAGUCUUGCCAGCAGCUCGCUUGCCACAGGAACGGGUUCGCUGGUCCGCCAACUGCCCACGAACCUUACCCACACCGUGCUAAGCACCUCGGGUGGAGCGACCGCCGCAGCGGCAGCGGGCGGCAACUCCACGUCCGUGGUCGCUGCUGGUACGGCCCACGGGCACGCCCAUGUCAGUGGGCACUCGGCCGCCGGGGCCACAGUCACCUACAACCUGCAACAACUGGGCGGAGGAGCCGCCGCAUCUAGUGCCAUUGCGGCGGCAGCCAGCCAGGCGAUCGUGGCCACACAGCAGAUGCAGCAAGGCCGCCGCACGGCCAGCCUCAAGGCGAGUUACGAGGCCAUACACGGAACAGCGGGCACCACCACCGACUUCUGGACCCAAGCCGGUCAGGGUGGACUGCAGCAGUCGACCGCUGGAUCGGUGACAGUGGCUGCCGGCACAGCGUUGGCCACCGGCGCAGCUGGCGGUAGUAGCACCGGCUCGCAUCAUUCGCACCACUCACAGUCGCACCAUGGCGGCCAUGGGCACGGACAUGGUCAUGGCCAUGGGCAUGGUCAUGGGCACGGACACCACAGCAGCAGUGGUCACGGCGGCGGGCACAGCAGCCACCACCAGGAGAAGAAGCAAAAGAAGAAGCUAACCACAGCGCUGACGUUGCCCACAGUGCAGCCGACGGCCGGCUCCUCGUCGGGCAACUCGAUUGGCUCGUCGUCGUCGAUUAGUCUGGAAUCGGUGAACAAGCUCACCACGUCGGCGGCCCUGGCGGCGGCAUCGGCCACGACAACCUACAUGUCUGUGGGUGGACAGGCGCUGCUCGCCAUGACCCCCGGAGGUGGAGGCGGAGGCAACUUGGCGGAGAGUUCCGCUGAGGGCGUGCCCGCCGGAAUGAUUGCCAUGAACCUGCCCACCACCACGGUAACGCCCGGCUCCAGCCUGACCAUCGGCGAGAACGGACUCGUGGUGGAGCAGACGAACGAGGGCGAAUGGUCGUACGAUCCCAACGAGCCGCGCUACUGCACCUGCAACCAGGUGUCCUACGGCGACAUGGUGGCCUGCGACAACGACGCCUGUCCCUACGAGUGGUUCCACUACCCCUGCGUGGGCAUCACCCAGCCGCCCAAGGGCAAGUGGUACUGCCCCAAGUGCACCGCCUCCAUGCGGCGCCGUGGCAACCGAAAGAACUGAGGCUGACUGCGCCUGCUGGCGCCCCUCUUCCGUGGCGGGGGCGGCGGCGUAGGCACCUGGUCGCGUCGCUAGCGGCUCUUAUACUUGUAAAGUGACAAAUAAACAAAUU
Molecule: messenger RNA, 2298 nt
Organism: Drosophila melanogaster (fruit fly)
Lineage: Eukaryota; Metazoa; Arthropoda; Insecta; Diptera; Drosophilidae
Gene: Ing3
Product: inhibitor of growth family, member 3
Exons: 2
Coding region: 129-2189 (686 amino acids)
Biological process (GO): chromatin remodeling
Cellular component (GO): nucleus; chromosome; NuA4 histone acetyltransferase complex
Source: RefSeq, marked reviewed